AAAUAACGGAAGAAAUUAUACCAGUAUUAGAACAAGAUAUCAAUCUUUUGAAAUAUUAUAAUCCUAUGGUAAUUGAAGAUUUUUUGAAUCCGAAAGAUGAAGUUUUAGUUAAAAAAGAUUUAACUGAAAAAGAAAUUGUCGAGCUUAUUUGUGAUUCAAAUAAAUUGGAAAAUGAGAUUGAAGAUGAUAGUUCAGAAAUUCCAUUAGUACCAAUUGGAGAAGCGAUAGAAUCAUUAAAUAAG
Acaulospora morrowiae is the source of this 242-nucleotide messenger RNA. Lineage: Eukaryota; Fungi; Glomeromycota; Glomeromycetes; Diversisporales; Acaulosporaceae. The record is from the annotation of a GenBank genome assembly.